Messenger RNA from Hypomesus transpacificus, 12727 nucleotides. RefSeq names its product A kinase (PRKA) anchor protein 9 (gene akap9). Gene Ontology annotation, molecular function: molecular adaptor activity. The record is from RefSeq and is a predicted model, not a curated record. The transcript has 52 exons. NCBI's taxonomy places the organism in Eukaryota, Metazoa, Chordata, Actinopteri, Osmeriformes, Osmeridae. The coding region runs from base 213 to 12242 and encodes 4009 amino acids. Gene Ontology annotation, biological process: signal transduction.
UGUUUACGUGGAGAACAUGGCGGCGACUGAGAUGUGGCUAUAAGCAAGUGGGCAGCUGCUAAUGCCAGGCUCUGGAACUGAAUUGAAACUUAAACUUUGAGAAUUUAAUGUCAGUUCAAAGACGAGUUAUUCGCAAAAGUUGGGCGAAUUCGCUGACACUUGCACACGCAUGAAGCCGUUUCCCGUUUCUCUCAGCCACAGGGACAACUGUAAUGGAAGACGAGGAGAGGCUAAAGAAGCUCGAGGCCGGCAAAGCAAAGUUGGCUGAGUACCGGCAGAGGAAAGCACAUGCAGAUGGACAGAAGACACAGAAGAAGAAGAACAAAAAGAGGACAGGGCCGGAGGACUCUGAGGGAGAUGGCCAAGGGGCCGGAGAGGCGGAGCAUGAUCAAUCUCUGGUGGAUGAAGUCCCUGGAGGAGGGGGCGGAGGAGGAGGAGGGGGCGGAGGGGACCAGGCACCGACCAGAACGGAGUACACCUUUGCCAGGACCCUGCGCAGCGGGGAGACAGUCAAACAUGAUCAAACGUACACCAUAGAGCCUGAGAGUGAGGUGUCCACCACGGCAGAAGACUAUUCGUCUGAGGUAAACGGAUGCCAUGAGACGACUGAGAUCCCAAUGCAGUCCUACACGGAGUUUAUCUGGGAGGAAGUGGACCCUCUGCAGAAGGAGGGGAAGGAAGGACGUGUCCAGGACAUGGAGGAUGAACUGGUAGCCAAAAGCCGGGCGGUGGAGGAGCUGAGAGGAGAACUGGAGGAGGUCCGGUCUGCUUUCGAAGGAGUACAGCAGCUGCAGGACUUUGAAGCGGCUCUGAAACAGCGGGACAGCAUCAUCACCCAGCUUACAGCCAAUCUCCAGCAGGCUCGGGAGGAGAAGGACGAGAUCAUGAGAGAGUUCCUGGAGAUGACUGAGCAGAGCCAGAAACUGCAGAUACAGUUCCAGCAGCUGCAGGCGGGAGAGACAUUACGCAACAGUAGCCACAGCAGCGCGGCUGCCGACCUCCUGCAGGCCAGACAGCAGCUAGUCCUCUGCCAACAGCAGGCGGAGGACAUGGCCGCCAAGGUCAAAGGUCACGAGGAAAGAAGCGCGGAGCAGCUUCUGAUGGUCAGUCAGCUCCAACAUCGCCUCAGCGAGGCCGAGAUGGUUGAGAGGAGAACAGAAGAAUCUUUUGCACAAAAGCUAAAUGAAAAAGACCUGCUGAUUGCUGAACAAGAAAUAAUGAUGUUGGGACACGAGCGUGCCCUUGCCCAGCUUAAAGAAGAGCUAGUGCUUGCGGGCUGCGGGCAGGAAUCGUUUACCCAAAGGGCGAAUGAAAAAGACUUGAUGAUUUCUGAACAAACUGCAAUAAUUACAGGGUAUAAGCAUACACUGGCAAAUCUCAAGGAAGAACUUGAGCUGGUAAGAAGGAGGGAGGAUGAAUUGCACGCACAGAGGCUACGAGAGAAAGACCUGCUGAUUGCCGAGCGAGAAAAAGGCAUGUCUGAAAGUGAUCACUUACUGGCCCAGCUCAGACGAGAAGUGACGGUCUCGGAAACACAACUGAAUGACCUCAGACAGCACAUGACUGUAAAAUCCCAAGAGCUGGAAAGCUGCAAGGCUCAAUUGGACAGCUCCAAGGUGGAACUGGAAAGCUACAAAACACAAUUGGACAGCUCCAAGAUGGAGUUGGAAAGCUACAAAACACAAUUGGACAGCUCCAAGGUGGAGUUGGAAAGCUACGAAACUCAAUUGGACAGCUCCAAGGUUGAGUUGGAAAGUUACAAAACACAAUUGGACAGCUCCAAGGUGGAGCUGGAAAGCUACAAAACUCAAUUGGACAGCUCCAAGGUGGAGUUGGAAAGCUACAAAACACAAUUGGACAGCUCCAAGGUGGAGCUGGAAAGCUGCAAGGCUGAGCUGUCGAGCUCCAGACAGAAGGAGCGGAUGUCGUCUGGUGAGAUCCAGCAGCUGAUGGGGACGGUGGAGAACCUCCAGAAGCGAUACCACCAGGGGAGCCUGUCUGACAGCGAGGCUCUCCAGAGGACGGAGGAGGCCUCCUCCCGGAAGCUGGAACAUCUCCGUGCCGAGCUGGAUGAGAUGUACGGCCAGCAGAUCGUCCAGAUGAAGCAAGAGCUUCGCUCGCAGCACUCAGCGCAGAUCGACCGCCUGACGGAGCAGCAUCGCGCAGAGAUGGAGACGCUGAUGUCCCGACAGGCCGCUCCCGUCCCCGGUCCGAGCCCCGAGGCGGUGGCCGAGCUGGACGACAGGAUCGCGGAGCUCCAGGAGAGGCUUCAAGAGGCCCGGUCGCUGCAGGAGAGAGACAGCCACGAGCUUAACCAGGUUGCCCAGGAUAAACUCCACCUCCAGGGCCAGGUUAGGGACCUGCUCAGGGACCUGCGCUCGUCCAGGGCGGAGCAAGAGUCCCUGAGCGCCGCCUCGCAGGAGAAACUCAACGGCGAGCUGAGGAGACUCCGGGAAACCAUCGAGGGGCUGAAGGCGCAGCUGGUCGCCGCCGGAGAGGCGUCCGAGGAAGCGGAAGCGAAGCACGAAUCGGAGACAACGAAUUACAAGAUCAAACUGGAGAUGAUGGAGCGGGAGAAGGACGCAGUGCUGGAUCGCAUGGCCCAGUCUCAGGAGGCUGAGCUGGACAGGCUGAGGACGCAGCUCCUCUUCAGCCACGAGGAGGAGCUCACCCUCCUGAGGGAGGACCUCCAGAGAGAGAGUCACCUCAACGCGGAGAACCUUCUGAACGAGGCGGCCGUCAAGCACGAGCGGGCGUCGGAGCUGACGCGCAGCGGCUACGAGAACAGGCUGCGCUCGAUGGAGGGGGAGCGUGCGGUGUCUGCCGCGGAGAGGGACGAGCUGAUGCACCAGAUCGUGGCGCUGAAAGAGGACUUGAAACUCGCUCUGCAUAGCUCCAGAGCCGACGAGCUUCUGGAUCAACAGAGGGAGCUGCAGGUGGAGGUGGAGGAGCUGAGAAAGGGAGGAGAGGAACGAGUUCGUUUGGAGAGGGAGGUCCAGAAGGUGCUAAAGAACUACGAACUGCUAGAAAACCAAAGCAAAGAGAAGGAAACACGCUGGGGUGAAAAAUGGAAAGAGCAGGAAUCCGAAAAGAUGAUUUUGAGACGGAACAACGAAGCCUUAAAAGAGGAGGUGGAAUCGCAAAAUAAAACAAUUAAGUCCCUUACGGCAGAAAACAAACAAAUGCAGCAACAGGUCGUUGAGCUCAGAGGGGAGGUCGAAAAACAGAAGAAUACUUUCUCUUUCGCUGAAAAAAACUUUGAAGUUAACUAUCAGGAGCUGAAGGAAGAGUACUCUUGCCUGAUUGAGGUGAAGGCACAGAUGGAAAAAAUUCGACUAAAAGAGACACUCGAGUUCGAAGCAAAAAUCCAAAGCCUCGAGUCACGAAAUUUGGAGGUUAAAGAGCGCCGUGAAGUGGAACACAUCUCCGCAAGGGACUCGGCACUUACGGAGAAAGAUGCCACUGAAGUGAUGGAGAAGCUAGAGGUUGCCCUGAGAGAGAAGGACAACCUGACCUCCAGGCUAUCUGAGGUUACUGAGAGUCUGUCUGUUACACAGAGAGAGGCAGAGCAGCUAGAGGCAGAGCUGACACAGGUCAAGACGGAGAACAAGGAGGUCAUCUCCCGAAACGAAAACCUGGAGAGGGAACUGAAAAGAGAGCGAGAGACCUCAAAGAAAAAGGAGAGCGAAUUAAAAAUGGACAGACAGGCGUCGAGAGCUGCUCAGAGUGAGAGCUCCGAGCUACGGAAGGCAGCGCAGUCUCCGGCUUGCUCCGUCCAGGAUCACCACCUCCAGAUUACCUCCCUCCGUGACCAGGUGGAGGGGCUGCGAUCCUCGUUACAGAAAGCCGAAAAGGAGCGCGACCGCCUCCGGUCUGCCCGCGAGCUCCAGGGCCAAGUGGGAGCCUCAAAGCCGGCGACGGCGGUGGAGGCGAAAGUCCAGAAGACGAGGGAAGGACCUGCCGAACGCGACCCCUCGUCGAAGCCCCCGGGGUCAAACAGGCGCAGGAGACGGCAGAGGGGGAAGCAGGAUCGCCACGGCUCAGCCCAAGCGGGAGAGAAAGCCGAGAGAAAGGAGGAGGAGGAGGCGGAGGAGGAGGAGGGGGCUGGUGUGUGCGAGGGAGAACAAGCUGGAAGCGCUGCAGAGCGGGAGACGCCAGCUCAGAUGGAGAGCCUGGAUGAGACGCGUUCGCUGCAGAGGGUCAGAGACGUCGCAGAUGGCUGCCACGACAACGACGUCGAGAAACAGGAGCAGAGGAGCAGAGGGGUGGAGCCAGUGCCCGACGCUGUAGCCCAGCAACAAGAGGCGGGGAUGGAGUCUACGGAGCAUACGGAGUGUAAGCUGCAGCUGGAGGCCCAGCGCAUCAGCCUGUCUCAGAUCCACGCUGCCCAGCUGGAGCUGCUUCGAGAGCAGGCGGCCACCCACUCACACAUCCUGGUUCAGGGGCAGGGGCAGGCCCGCCUGGAGGAACACAGGGGCACCGGCGCCCCUGAGCUGCCCCUGGCACCCCCCGCCACACCGGGCGGACUGGAGGUGGAGCUGCAGAGGCAGCGGGCCGAGCUGGAGGAGAGGCACCAGCAGGAGGUGGAGCGUCUCCGGUCCUCCCACCGACAGCAGGCGGAGGAGAGCGAGCGGCGACACGCCACAGAGCUCAUAGUACUGCGACAGCGCCUGCAGGAGGAGCCCAGCACCCAGAUCAGCCUGACCAGUGUGCCCCAGAUCACAUCUCAGAGGGAGCAGGAGGAGAAAGAACUAAAGUUGCUGGAGGAGGAGGAGCACCAGGAGGAGGAGGAGGAGGGCAGCCCGGGCGAGGGGCUGGCCUGGCCGGCCAGGUCCGCGGAUCUGACGGCUCAGCUGCAGUCUAUGAGGAGAGCGCUCUACCACAAGUACACGCAGGAGGUGUCUGCUCUCAGGGAGCAGCACAGCGCAGAGAUCCAGAGGCUGAGCCUGGAGAGGGAGCAGGGAGGGAGGACGGGAGCGGGAGACGAGGGGGAGCGGGUCAACGGCGAGGAGAGACGCCACCAGGAGAGGGUGGAGGAGGAGAUCGCCAAGGUCAUAGUUCAGAUGUCCGUGGAGUUUGCCCAGCAGAGCGAGCUGUCCCGCAUGGCUAGGAGAGCGGGACUGACCUCCUCCGCCGUGCAGACCCAGUCUGAGGAGGAGGAGGAAGAGGAGGAAGAGGAGCUUCACAGACUGAUGGAGCAGGUGGAACGUUCUGGAGGGAGAGAUGAACAGAAGAGAGGAGAGGAAGAAGAGGGAGACGAAGAGGAGGGAAAGAAGAAGAGGGCUCUGGGGGGUCGGUCACACGAUGGUGGAGAGUCAAGCUGCUCUGAUGUCAUCACUACUGAGAGGAACCUCCUGCGGAAGGCCAACGCGAGCCUCCGCCAGGUGCUGCGCGACGUGCUGAAGACGACGGCGGCGGCUGAAGAGACCAUCGGGCGCCACGUGGAGGGACUGCUGGAAACCUCCACCAGGGGGCGGCACCCUCCACCACAGAGGCCCGAGAGAGCAGACAUCUCCACGGAGAGUCGUUACGGCAGCGAGACCGGGGCGGACGACGUGAGCGUGUGGUCCGGUGAGACGGACGAGGGUCUGGAGGCGUCCGACAGCCUGAUGCAGGGGGCGGAGCUUCAGAAUGAGGAGUACCUCAUGAAUAUUAGCGCCCGCCUCCAGGCGGCCGUGGAGAAGCUGCUGGUGGCCAUCACCGAAACCACCAAUCAGCUGGAGCAUGCCCGUCUCACCCAGACAGAGCUGAUGCGAGAGUCCUUCAGACACAGCCAGGAGAUGGGAGACCUGCUGCAGAGGCAGGAGGAGCUGCAGGAGAGGCUGGGGGAGGAGGCCCACACCCGGGAGAAGCUGGCCCUGGAGCUCCACCGGGCAGAGGGUCUGAUAGACGGCUACACAGGUGAGCGGGCGGCACAGGAGCAGCAGCUACGUCACAAGGAGGAGCUCCACCUGAGCCUGGAGCAAGAGCUGCAGGUGACGAGCAGCCGCCUUCGCGAGCUGGAGCAGGAGAGGCUGCUGGCUCAGCAGGAACGGGAGCUGCUGUCACGGCAACAGGAUGCCAUGAGGGAGAUGGCCGGGCCCCGAGAGAUGUGCCUAGUUGAAGCUGCAGGGGUGGCUGCACCUGAAGCAGACCUCCUGGAGGAGACGGAGAAACUGAUGAAGGAGAAGGUGGAGGUGCAGCGGCAGGCCGAGAAGGAGAGCUUGGAUCUGCUGAAGCAGGUGAAGCUUCUGGAAGGUGAGCUGGAGGAGCAGGUGAACAAGGCCAUCGAGCUGGAGCACGCUCAGAAGACGGAGAACGGAGACCUGAGGCAGCAGAUCCAAGCCCUAGAGAAGCAACUGGAGAAAACCAGAAAGUUUCUCGACGAACAGGCAGUCGAUCGGGAACACGAGAGAGACGUCUUCCAGCAGGAGAUCCUGAAACUGGAACAGCAGCUGAAGAACCCUCAGAAGCUGCUGGCCGGCUCUGAACAGAGAACCAGAGAGGUGGAUCAGCUGACCUCCCAGCUGAAGCAGAAGGCUGACUGGUGCAGCGAGCUGCUGCUGAGCUCGGAGCAGCUGCAGCGAGAAGUCAGCGAGCGCAACGAGGAGAUCGACAAGCUGGAGGGCCGUGUCCGCGAGCUGGAGCAGGCGCUGCUGACCAGCACAGAGACACUGGACACGACGGAGGAGAGGAGACAGCAUGUGUCUGUCAGCGAGGCCGAGGACUCUCCUCUGGAGGCCCAGCUGCAGACAGAGAGGGAGGCGCUGGACAGGAAGGAGAAAGAGAUCGCCAACCUGGAGGAGCAGCUGGAGCAGUUCAGGGAGGAGCUGGAGAACAAGAGCGAGGAGGCGCACCAGCUUCAGAUGCAGCUUCAGAUCCAGAGGAAGGAGAUCAGCACCCAGCAAGACACCCUGGACGUCAAGGACAACCUGAUCAAGGUUUUGGAGGAGAGGGACAGGGAAAUAGCUGUUCUUAAUGAACAGAUCGCUAAGCUUCAACACACGGAAACAGCAUCUGAUAACAAGGACAUCGACGAGAAGGACGAGCUGAUUCGGGAGCUGGAGUCUCGGGUGGAGUUCAUGCGGAGCGAACGGGAUCGUCUGAAGAGGAACAGCGAGGAAGAGCUGUACCAGCUCAACGCUGUCAUCGAAAAACUCCAGGAGGAGCUCGCUAACAUCGAGCAGAAACAGGCGGCGGAGGAGGAGGAAGACGAGGAGGAGGAGGAGCCGCCGCGUCCAGGGAGCCAGACGGGAGGACCCAGCAGGGACGAGUUUGACGAAAUGAAGCAGAGGGUGGACCAGGCCACCCAUGAGCUGAACACGCUCAAAGCGGAGCACGGCUCCCUCUUGGACACGUACCUGCGCUUGAAGGAGAGCGCCUUGGCUUUGGCGGAGACGGAAAAGCUGGACGAGGCCUCGGAGUCGGACUUCGAAGACGCUCUGAGGGAGAAGACCGCCGCUUUUUUGGUGAUGCAGGCCCAGGUCCAGGCCCUGGAGCAGAGCGCCACCUCCAGGGUGGAGGAGUUGAGCCGUCGUGUCCAGGACCUGGAGGGUCUGGUCGGGGAGAGGGACUCGGAGCUGGCCCGCUGUCGCUUCCUGGUGGAGAAGGCUCAGGAAGAUGCCGAUGAGCUCCAGCACAAGGUCUCCAACCUCGAGGACAAGCUAAGGGACAGGGUGGCCGCGACGCUGGUUAGCCAGGCCCAACUGGGGGCCGUCCAGCAGCAGUCUCACGCUUCCAAGGCCCAGGGAUCCGACGAGACGGACCUGGAUACCCGGGGAGAGUCCCAGGCAGCGGCCCACGACUUUGGGUUCCCGGGGGUCCCCAAGAUGGACUUUGGGGUGCUGGGCGUAGCCAAACGGGGUCCGGCCGGGAAGGUGGUGCUUCUGACGGAGAAGCUAUGGGAGCUGGAGGUGGGGCUCAGCGGCAUGCAGAGGGACCAGGAGCUACAGAAACAGCUGCUGUCCAGCUCGGAGGUGGAGGUGAUGGAGUACGAGAGGAGGCUGGCCACCCUCAUGGACCUGCUCAACCAGAUGAAACCAGCCGGGCACCUGAGGAGCAGCCUGCAGGCAGGGGCAUCGUCCACCAGCGACACCUCAGUGUCCAACGUUCUCCAAGAACUACAGGAAGUGAGAGAGGAAGCUGCCGUUACCAGGCAACAGCUGAGCACCUUCAAGGAGAGCAGCAGCAAACUUCAGGAAGAGCUCAAGGAAAAAGAGAUUGCGGUAGCAAAGCUCCAAGAAGACCUUCAAAGGGCAUCGUCUAGAGGUGCUGAGGAAGCCAAGAUGGCGGAGAUGCAGCGAGAGUUGAGGGACUUCAAACAGGAGGCCUACGCCGCCAAAGAGGAGCUAAGCAGCUGCAAGGAGCGCUGUGACAAGCUCCAGGAGCUGCUGCAGGAGAGAGAGAUGACCAUCGCACAUCUCAAGGGCGAACUUCACCAGGCAUCGUCGGAGGGCUUGGGGGCUGAGAGGUCUGAACUCCUCCAGGAGCUCCAGGACGUCCGAGACGAGGCGGCCUCCACCAAGGAGCAGCUCACCAGCUUCAGGGACAGUACGGACAAGCUCCAGGGUGAGCUCCAAGCCCGGGACCUGUCCAUCGCCCAGCUCCAGGAAGAGGUGCACAAGCUGGGAGCAGCCUUGGCCAAGGCAGACGUGCCUCCUUCACCGUCCCCGUCGCCUCAGCCCCUCUCCUCCUCCGCCACCUCCUCUUCCUCCCAACCCAAGAAGAAAGGAGGGAAGCAAGGGAGCAGGAAGGCUGGAGACGCCAAAGACAAACAAACCCUCGUGAGGAAGGGCUCCGCUCCCACCUCUUCUUCCUCCUCCGAGAAACCUCGGACUCCCCCGCUGAACAACGGCUCCGAACGGCCGCGCUCCCCGACCGCGGACUCGUCCACGCAGACAAAGCCCUCGCAGAGGGCGCCCAGCCAGCGUGCGGACGAGGAGGAGGCGGAGGGGGCUUGGGAGGUCGUCAGAGAGUACCAGGAGAAGAUCGGACAGAUGCUGGAGCUGCACGCGGCCGAGAUCCUGGACAUGGAGGCGCGGCACAUCGCGGAGAGUGAGGCGCUGAGGAGGGAGAGCGAGGCGCUGAGGAGAGAGGGACAGCAAGCGGAGGAAGAGUGCAGGGCUCUGAAGGCCGUCAUCGAUAAACUGUGCUCCAGCGAGGCCGCUUCAUCCAGACCCGAGCGCCCUGCAGCAUCACAUCUCAAGGACGGCUACACCAGUGACAGCAGCUCAGACUGGAGCCAGAGGACGGGGUACGACCUCCCUAACCUGCAGCAGGAGUUCAGGAGCACUCCAGAGGGAGCCAGGAGGGAGACGGACGACGCCCUCCCUGAUAGAAUCAAGACUCUUCUUCGGGAGGUUCACCAGGAAGGCAUGCAGGUCCUCUCCCUGUCGGAGCUGCCGGCGGGGGAGGGGGAGGCCGGACCGGCAGGCCUCCACAGCCAGGGCUGGGCCAGGGAGAGGGAGGCUCUGGUGGCCACUGUAGACUCCCUCAAAAACCUCCUCGCCCAGAUGACCAGAGACACACAGACCUCAGGGGGGGCAGACUGGCGCGCGGAGCUGCUGGAGGCGGUGCAGCAGGUGUUUGUGAGGGAGCGCAGCGUGCUGAAGAGCGCCCUUUACGCCCGCCUGGACCUGCUGGACACCAGCGACGCCAUCGUCCACCUCAACCAGCUGGAGCGCCGGCUAGCCGAGCAGGACUCCCACCAUAGGGAAGCGAUGGGAAACCUCCACGCUGCUGACCGGAGCAGUCUGCUGUCAGAGGUCCAGCAGCUUCGUGCUCAGCUGGAACACUUGCAAACACCGGACCCCGGCCUCAGAGAUACCCCCAGCCUCAGAAACGCCCCCAGCCAAGGUUUCCAGUCUGGUGUUGAGGCAGGUGCUUCAGAGCCAAGGGGGAGAGGUGUCCCCCAGGGGGGUGCUGGAGGCCCCCCGGAGGCCCCCCACAUGGGCAAGGCACCCCAGAGGGGUCCCCUGGAGCCCCCCCAGGCAGACAGGGGGCUCCUGGAGGAGCUGAGAGGAGAGCUGGCUCAGACCAAACUGGAGCUGGAGACCACACUGAAGGCUCAGCACAAACACCUGACAGAGGUGGACAUGCUGAGGGCGGAGAUGUAUCAGAAGGCCUCCGAGGUGGACUCCCUGACGGACCGCCUGUCAGACGAGCAGAAGAAGACCAGGGAGCAGCAGUGGGCCUUGGAGAAGGAGAGGUGUAAAUCUGACAGGAGGGAGGAGACAGGAAGAGAGGAGCUGGAGGACCUCAAACUGACCGUGGAGGACCUGCAGAGCCAGGUGGCCCAGCUGACCUCGGGCCUGGAGCAGGAGCGCCAGGCCUCCUCCCAGCUCUCCCUCCAGGCUCAGCAGGAGGGCGUCACCCUGCACAGCCGUCUGUCAGAGCUCCAGGUUCAGCUGGAGUCGGAGCGAGCCCGGGCCCAGGAGCUGAGCAGUGCCCUGGGGAGGGAGAAGGAGAUGCGCCGGGGCGGAGGUCACCCCCAGGAGGGGGAGGAGGGGGCUGAAGCUGUUCUGGACAGUCUGCAGAGGGAGCUGGAUGAGAAACAUGCACAGGUGGUGCAUCUGCUCGGGGAGGUGGAGUCCCACAAGCUGGUGGCUGUCCGUCAGCAGGAAGUGCUCACCUCCACAGGUCAGAGGUCACAGCAGGACCAGGAGACCCUGCAGGCUGGCCGCGCCCAGCUCCAGGCUCUGCAGGAGGCCUUGCAGGAGGCGCAGGCCCAGCUGAGGAAGGAGGUGCAGAGGAGCAAGGCUCUGGAACAGGAGAAGGAGAGGCUGGAGGAGAGAGUGGUCCAGCUGAGGAAGGCGGGGGAGACGGCAGGGAGAGGCACGCGGGGAGCUGACAGUCAGAACCAGCCAGGCGUGUGCACAGGCGAGCCCACAGACAGGACCAUGGACUGGGUGUUCCAGCAGAAGAGCACUGACGCUCAGACCGCCAUGUCCGGCACGCCCUCCCUCCGAGAGCCCACAGGGUCGGGGGUCACCACCGCGCCCCUCGACCCCAGACCCUCCACGGACAAGGUCCUGGGGAAACUGCAGCUCAUCGCCAGCAGGAUCAGGGCUCUGGCCAGCAAGGCACCUGACAGGCUGACCACAGAGGUGGACAGAGAGGAGCUAACCUGGCUCCAGUCCAACGUUGAUGAGGUCAUCAGCAUGCUGCAGCGGUUCCCAGGACUCCCCUCUGCCCCAGAGAGUGCCGCCCUGCUGGCUGGAGGCUCCCUGACGGAGCGCCUGCUGAGGCAGAACGCCGAGCUCACGGGCUUCGUCAGCCGUCUGACGGAGGAGAAGAACGAUCUGCGGAACCAGACGCUGCGGCUGGAGGAGGAGCUGAGGCGGUACCGGCACUCCGGCCUGGGCAGCGGACUCAGCCCCGGCAGCAGGAGGGGCGUGGCGGGCGUGGACGCGGCGGGCGCCCUGUUCUCCCAGGAGCGGGAGGCGUGGGGCCGGGAGAGGAGCCGGCUGGAGAAGGGGCUCCGCACGGCCCAGGCUGAGCUCUCCCGCCUCCGGGCGGAGCUCAGGACAGAGGCUCUCAGAGACAUGAGCGGGCCGGACGCAGACAACACCACGCUGAAGAGAAUGUACGGGAAGUACCUGCGUUCCGAGAGCUUCCGGAAGGCCCUCAUCUACCAGAAGAAGUACCUGUUGUUGUUGCUGGGCGGCUUCCAGGAGUGCGAAGAGGCCACGCUGUCGCUGAUCUCCAGGAUGGGCGGCCGGCCGUCCGUCUGCAGCCUGGAGUCGCAGCGCCACAGGGGGCUGACGCGCUUCCGCUCCGCCGUCAGGGUCUCCAUCGCCCUCUCCAGGAUGCGUUUCCUGGUCAAGCGUUGGCAGAAGGCCACAGGGAUGAGCUCUGUGUCUCCAGGCACAGUCAACAGAAACGGCCUCGCCCAGACACCAGUCACAGGACCUCACAGCAUAACACCAGGAACAGGACCUCACAGCAUAACACCAGGGAGCGAUGUGAGGGACUCCCCCUUCCUGCACCCUGGCAGUGUGGAGGUGUUCGCCGACAGACAGGGAGCGACCAGCAGAGGGCGCUCUGGCAGAGACUCCCCCAGAUCAGCCUUGUCCUCCACACAACACAGGUUCCACCUGGCGGGAGACUCCGGCCCUCUGAGCUGCUCCCACCUGCAGAGCUACGACCCGGACAGAGCGCUCACAGACUACAUCUCCAGACUGGAGGCCUUACAGAGGAGGCUGGGGGGCGUGACGUCAGGAUCAUCUUCAUAUGCUCAAUUGCACUUUGGAAUGAGAAGGUAGAAGCCCAGACGCUUGAAGAUACUCAGUUGCCUUUACUCAUGCUGGGCGGUUUCGUACCAUGCUAUGUACAGCACCAUAUUUCGUGGGGACCAAAUACCAUUUUUUGUGUAAGACAUCUUAUUAUCGGGCUUUUCGUCGCCGGCACUUGAAACAGCUUCUACGUUUGUAAUAUCGUUCUGCCUCUUUGUUGUGGAUGAGCUACAAUCAUGUUUAAUGUAUAUUUGUGGAAUGCUAAUUUAAAGAUAUAUACCCUUGAUUAAUUUAUACCGUGGAUGUUUUGUUUGUGUGGGUGGAAGAAUACUUAAGGAAUGUUUGGGUUUGUUGUUGAGGAGACUGCUACUGGAUAUAUACACUACACUGUGUUUACUAGGCCGGGUUCCUGGACAGACGACAUUUGCAGAAAACAUAUUUUUGUAAAGGGUAGGAGCUUUGAAUUUUCUGGGUAUUUUGUCAAAAACUGAAAUAAAUGAUACAUUUUAAACGUG